UAUGCCAGGAAGAAGAGAAAAGUGGACAACAUGGUCCAACUGUGGGUAUUGGUGGGCAGAUCACUCGCACCUGUUUGCCGAUGACCCGAGAAUGGCCAGUCUGAUGCGUCGGAUCUAUCGCGAUGAUGACCGGGAACGGAGGUCCAACGCCUUCAGUCAACUGCAAGAACACCUGCAACACCCCGAUAACAAACAGAGUGUCACAAAGUUGGCAGAUAGUAUCUUAAUUGCCCUACAGGACUUGUUCUAUGAUAGGGUGUCAGCUGAGGUGAAACAGGAGGUAGCGCGCUGCGUGGGUUUGGUGGGCGCGGCUCUCGGCUACGAGGCCCAGCGAUUCUUCCAAUGGGUCUUUGCCAAGGUCGGCACGGCACCUAGUGAUGACCUGAAGGUGCUGUUCCUGCAAGCUUUACAUCAGGCUUUCAAGAUCGAUUGCGAACGACAACAGUUUCAAGAAUUCGUCCCAAUGGCCAUGUCAAACCUCCAGUCAGUCCUGGAGAAUGCUGACACACCAGACUUGUUGAUGGCUGUGGUGGACUGUAUCCAGUAUGUGGCAGAGUACUAUCCCCAUGUCUUCACAAACCACUUCAGGGACACAGUGGAUAUACUUGUUGGGUGGCAUAUUGACAGCACACAGAAGGAAACUGUCAUCAAGUACACCUCAGAUAUCCUGGUCAGCCUCCAACAGUUCUGGGUGGGAGAUCUGGGCUUCUCUGUCACUCUACUGGGACAGUUCCUGGAGGACAUGGAGGCAUACACUGAGGACCUGCACCGGUUUGCGCGGCGGAGCCCGUGUGAAGAUGACGUCCCUCCGCCUGACGUCUGCCUACCCAAACUGACCGCCCUGCUCAGGGUGUUCAGCACAGUGGUGAGCAGUAUGGGAGACCAUUUCUCACCCAAUCACGGACCUCCUCUCACAGAGGCCUAUAUCACAGAGCUGCUGGACCGGAUGGUGAGAUGUGUGGAUCAGGUGACCACUGACCAUCCAUCUGAGGAACUCUUCAUCGCAGCCAACACCUGUGUGUGCCUGCUGGGACAAGGCCUGGGUUCCGGGCUAGCACAGUCCUGCAGUGGGGCUCUGUCUUACACGACCAAGCAGACAGAGCAGAGUAUGCUGAGCAGUACCCACUCUAUCUCAGCUCUCAGGCUGCUCAAUAAGAUCCUGGAGCUGGUGAACACCUCCCUGCCUGUGUCUGUGAUUGAACAGAUUCUGGGCCCCGGCUCCAAGUUCCUACAACUCAGGUUUUACACCAACCCAGAGGUGCUGCCAUCUGUCCUGAAGGUGUACCGAAGCCUUCUGACUCUUAAGAACAUUCCACUGCUCGACAUGGUCUAUAGACUUGUCCUUGGAGAUUUGGAGGUGGCGAUCAACACGCUCCUGUCAUGUAACGGCCUGCCCCCGUCCUGUUCCGUGGUGAAAAACAACCCGUUUGCGUCCUCCGUGUACGCGGAACAGCAGGCGCUCACCGUGGCCGUCUUCAACAUGUGCGGCCUGGCGGAGAUCGGCAAUGCCAAGAACUCCAUCAUAGGGAUGUGGGGACUGUCCCCCAGCUUUUUUGAGCUGUUUGCAACCCACCUGAAGCCAUGUCACCUCCACUUGGCUGUCAGUCACCCAGCUGUACAGUACACAGCGCUGUACACCCUGCUGUCUCACUGUACCAGGCAUGGCCACUUCAUCUCCAGUAGUCUGGCCUCAGGUGCCCCCCCUCCGACCAUCAUGGAGGGGGUGAGUCUGUCCACGGGGGGGCAUUUUGCCACCAUCUUGGGACUCCUGGCUGAACUCUUACCCUCCAGUAACAUGUCUGGUGACAGCAGGAAUCUGUGCCUUCGAUGGACACAGGAGAUCGUACAGCAGCUCCAGAGAGCUGACAACCCCCACCUGUUCUCCAUGCCUGAGUACCAGGCUACCUGCAGAGGGCUCCUGCCUCUGGCUUGCAGUCCCGACAGCGGCACCUGCCUGCCUGCUGUACAGCUGCUGCAGCAGGUGGUGCAGCUGGGACACCUGCCGCACGACUUCCUGGGGAGAUGUGUGGACGUCUGCAAGCUGCUGUUGACCAGGACAGACAGAGGUGUUCAACAGGCCUGCACCAGCUUACUCACCCUGCUGCCUAUAGCCCUUGUCAUCACUGAAAAAGACUACAGUGAUCCCCAGCCAGUGCCCCACAGAAGAGCCACCUUGCAGCAGGAGCUUGAGCUGCAGCAGGAGGCACGGCACAGCCACAUGGCCAAGGCCCCCUCUGGAACAUUCCACUCCCACAACUUCCGCACUGUUAUGGCAUUCCUGCUCAACUCCACCAAACCAGGCAACCUGGUGGCCGACAAAUGGGUGGAGAGAAUCUUCCACAGCUGCCAGCGGUCGCGGAAGAAAGAUGGUGGCCUAGGGUCUGACGAGGACAAGGUCAUCCAAGACAGGGAGUGCCUACAGAAACUGUUUCAGGACAACAGCAGUCUGUUGUGGUUCUGGGCCAUGUGGGAGGCGGCUGCCUUCUGUGUGCUGGCUAAACUCCGCACACCACUGGGGCGCGCUCAGGAGACAUUCCAGACUAUAGAAGUGGCUGUGAGAACGUAUGCAGCUGAAGCCAGAAGUCGAGACUCUGAUGAAAACAAGGGAAGUAAGACAGACGACACCAAGCUGUCAGGCCUUGGCGGGAAGCACUACACGGCCCAGCUCCAGGUCCACCUACUGUUACAGUUCCUGGAGAACCUGGACAAGUUCAUGUACAACGCCUACGAGGGGUGUGCAGUGGCCAUGUCUGCCCCUCCUAAGACGGUGAGAACGUUCUUCCGUACCAACCGAGCGACGUGUCUGGAGUGGUUAAACCGGAUCCGUCUGUCCAUCAUGACUAUCGCUCUACACUGCGGUCAGCCGGCUGCGGCGCUCAGGCACGGCUACGAGCUGCUGUGGGACAUGAAGGACAACAACAACACACAGGGUUCGGAGUUUGAGCACGCGGUGGUGCUGGUGGUACAGGCGCUGUCGGAGCUGCGCUGUCCUGACGCCAUCGUGGGUAUGCUGGCCUGGUGCCGCGAUGUCAUCGGCCGCAACAUGCCGUGGAUAAACGCCAUCAAGGAACAGGCAGGGGGAAGGUAUGAAGCUGCAGUGAAAGAAUACCACCAUGGUCUACAGUUGUACCUGGGUCUCACCAGUCUUCCUGUGACCUCCGAGCCACAAGCAAACACAGACAGCUCCCUCCCCUCCCCACCGAACAGCCCCCGAUCACAGGGACUGUCCAGUAACACUCCAGGGGAGGAUGGGGUUGGCUCCCCUAAGUUGACAGUCCUCCAUAAACCUGUGGACCCCAGCCCUGAAGUUGUGGAGUUCAUGAUCAAACAGAUGGCAGAGUGCUACAUCUCGCUGGCGGACUGGUCUUCAGUGGAGGACUGGCAGCACGGUGUACAGAAGCUACGGAUGGACAACACCAACUCACACCUACAGAGAGCCUUCAACACUGAUGUGGACCUCAACUACAUCAAGGCUCUGUCAAAGUUUGAAGAAGUGGACCUUCCAGGUGUGAAAGAACACCUGGAGCUGGUUCCAGGUGCGUCCCUGAGUGGGCUGGAAGACGCAGCUGAGAAACCCGACUUCAGCUGUUCCCCAGCUUGGGACAGCAGACAGCUGUUACAGAUAACGGAACAGCAGCUGGUCAGAGCUGCUACGCACAUCGGUCUUGUUCCCGGGGUAAGCAGCAGGGACGAGUCACACAGAAGUGGGGUGUCGGCAGUGUUGAAACACGCAGCCAAGCUGAGCGACAACUUCCUACAGUUGUCUGCCUCGGAGUGGCCCACCUGUCUACCCCACGACCACACCAUCAACUUCUACUGGGCCAAAACGUUACAAGCCAUGGUGGCCACGGACUCUCGGGAGUGGCCCGUCCACUCCAUGGCCGAGCUGACCCUAGAACCCAGCCAGCACAAUGUCCGGACGUGCCACCGGAUGAUGUGGUACCUCCAGCACCAGCUGCAUGUGCUGCAGGACCGGGAAGGGCUGGCAGGGGGCAUCACCGAGCACCUGUCCCACCUCCGGCUGGCCACGCUCAGGCUGGCCAGGAAACAGGCUAACUUCCAGCUGGCACAGAAGGUGCUGCUGGACCAUGUGGACCUCCUGCAGGGUCAGGCACAGGAAAACGCCACCAUGGUGCCCACACAGGUUUACAGUCAGACCAGGACAGGUCCCCAAACCAUCCUCAACGCCCUCUCAACCGUGGAGAGCGUGCCGGUCCUCACCAACCCGCUCCGCCUCAAACUGGAACGCGAGAGCGCCAAGAUCCUGCAGACCAUGGGCCACUCCUCCGAGGCCUGGGAAACCCUCAGCUCCUGCGUGGCGACCUACGGCCCGCUGGCCCUGGACAAACCGCCCACCAAGACGGCGCGGGAAACGGGAGAGCUGGUGUCACGCUCGCUGCUGACGCUGGUGAAGUGGCUGCAGGCAGACUGGAAGACGUCAGCGUCGUACCUGAAGCUGGUGUCCAAGGCAGAUGAGGGCUCGCUGAUCCCCAGGCUGACCCGGAACAUUCAGGUCCUGUUGGAGUUAGAGGAGAGAGGAGUUUGGCAGGGGAAGGGGAUUCUCAACACGGCUGCUGCACUAGUGCAGAGGAGAGGAACCUCUCAUGUGAUGAGCGAGGCAGAGCUCACAUGUGGCCGCCUGGUCCACCUCAGCACCAUGCAAUGUCCACACCUGUCCAAGGCCUGGUCAUCACUGGCCGCCUGGAGCUACAAGUGGGGACGCAAAGUUGUGGACGUGGCAAGCACGGCGGGCAGUGUGGACCUGACGGCAGAUGACAAGGCGGAGAUUCUGCAGGUCCUACCUGCAGGUAUAGGUGCAGAGGAGGUGGACAUGGUGUUCACUAUCAUCAGCCAGGCACACUGUAGUGCCAGCGGCAUGCAGGAGGAGGACAUCUCAGACAACAUACAGUUCCCGUACCAUGACAGCGCGGAGACGACGCGGCGCCAGCUGCUGACCGGCUGCCCGACGCUGCAGACGGCCGGCCAGGACGUGGUGGACCUGCUACUGGAGAUCUGGAGGCGGAUCUGUGACGGACUGUUCAGUCACUAUCAUCUCGCCUGCAAGGCCUACUUCCAGUACCUCAAACUCAACGGAGAGCCUUGCAGUGCGGAGUCCUUCAGUAACGAAGACGGGAACGUGACGGCGACGCUGAGACUGCUGCGGCUGCUGGUCAAACACGCGGGAGAGCUGCGGGUAGAGUUGGAGGAGGGGCUGGCCAAAACUCCCACCGCUCCAUGGAAGGGUAUCAUCCCUCAGCUGUUCUCGCGGUUGAACCACCCCGAGGGUUACGUGAGACAGAGUAUCUCAGACCUGCUGUGCCGCGUGGCGCAGGACUCCCCCCACCUCAUCGUGUACCCUGCCGUGGUUGGCUGUUCAUCCAUAGCUACCGACAAGAAGAACCCUGCAAAGGAGGGUCCAGGGGAGAUGCUGUCCACCAUCUUGGCCGAGUCGGCAGCUGAUAACGCUAAGGAGGACGGGGAUCUCGAGGAGACUGAGGACAACUCUCAGUCCCAGGAUGAGGAGGACGAAGAAGCCAACACGGACCUGAGAAACUGUUUCAGUGCCAUAGUGGACACCCUGUCCAAGCACAACCCGUCCAUGGUGUCCCAGGUACAGACGAUGGUGUCGGAGCUGCGGAGAGUCACGCUGCUGUGGGAGGAGCUGUGGUUCGGCGCGCUCAACCAGCACCACGGAGACAUCACCCGCCGCAUCCACCAGCUGGAGGACGAGGUGAAGCGCGUGCUGAGUAACGCCACGCUGAGCCACGAGGAGAAGUCUGCCAUCAUCCUGGAGAAACACAACGCCAUCCUCAAACCUACUGUGUUUGCCAUGGAGCACCUGAAGGCCAUCACAGACCAGCCUGGGGAGACCCCCCACGAGCGCUGGUUCCAGGACACCUACGAGAAGCACAUCGAGGAGGCCCUGAACAAACUGAAGAACCCCCCCAACCCCAGCACCCCCCAGAACUCAUGGGUCAUGUUUAAACAGCCUAAUGCCAUAGUGGACACCCUGUCCAAGCACAACCCGUCCAUGGUGUCCCAGGUACAGACGAUGGUGUCGGAGCUGCGGAGAGUCACGCUGCUGUGGGAGGAGCUGUGGUUCGGCGCGCUCAACCAGCAUCACGGAGACAUCACACGCCGCAUCCACCAGCUGGAGGACGAGGUCAAGCGCGUGCUGAGUAACGCCACGCUGAGCCACGAGGAGAAGUCUGCCAUCAUCCUGGAGAAACACAACGCCAUCCUUAAACCUACUGUGUUUGCCAUGGAGCACCUGAAGGCCAUCACGGACCAGCCUGGGGAGACCCCCCACGAGCGCUGGUUCCAGGACACCUACGAGAAGCACAUCGAGGAGGCCCUCAACAAGCUGAAGAACCCCCCCAACCCCAGCACCCCCCAGAACUCAUGGGUCAUGUUUAAACAGCUGCACCACGUACUCCAGCAGAGGGCACAGAAGCGCUCCACUAGCGUGCUGAAGCUGGACGAGAUCAGCCCCAAACUGGCAGAGAUGGCGGACACAGUGAUCGCCCUGCCGGGGAGCAGCCUGUCCACCUCGCAGCAGGACGUCACCAUCUCAGGCUUCUGUAACACCGUCACCAUCCUGCCUACCAAGACUAAACCCAAGAAGAUCAUGUUGAUGGGCUCGGAUGGGAAGAGGUACACGUACCUGUUCAAAGGCUUAGAGGAUCUACACCUGGAUGAGCGCAUCAUGCAGUUCCUGUCUAUUGUCAACAACAUGUUUGCAAAAGUCAACAGACACCAGAGCCCCAGAUACCAUGCCAGGCACUACUCAGUCACCCCUCUAGGCCCCAGGUCUGGACUCAUACAGUGGGUUGACGGGGCCACGCCUCUGUUUGGACUGUACAAGAGAUGGCAGCAGAGAGAGGCAACCAUCGCUGCCAUGAAGCAACAGGGCUCCAGUAGCAGUGGAGGCAGUACCCAGGGGCUGAACACAGCGCCCAUCAUGCGCCCCAGUGAGCUGUACUACAGUAAGAUCACCCCCUUACUGAAGGAGAAGGGUGUAACUGACCUGUCCAACAGGAAGGAGUGGCCGAACAGCGUACAGAAGGAGGUCCUCUGUGAACUGGUCAGGGAAACACCACGAGACCUGCUCGCACGUGAGCUGUGGUGCUCGUGCAGCAGUGCAGCAGAGUGGUGGCGGGUCACACAGCUGUACUGUCGCUCCACGGCCGUCAUGUCCAUGGUUGGCUACAUCAUCGGCCUGGGGGACCGCCAUCUGGACAACAUACUCAUCGACCUCAACACUGGAGAGGUGGUACACAUAGACUACAAUGUUUGUUUUGAGAAGGGGAAGGGCCUACGUGUGCCGGAGAGAGUUCCGUUCCGUAUGACCCAGAACAUUGAGGCAGGGCUCGGUCCUACUGGAGUGGAGGGUCUUUUCCGACUGUCAAGUGAACAAGUACUAAAACUGAUGCGGAAGGGGAGGGAGACCCUCCUCACCCUGCUGGAGGCGUUUGUGUACGAUCCCCUGGUGGACUGGACCACGGGUCACGAGGGGGGAUACGUUGGGGCCGUGUAUGGGGGAGGGCAGACGUCGACAAAUGAUGCCAGGCAGAGCAGGAAGGAGAUGGAGAAGGAAAUCACUCGCAGUCUGUUCUCCUCCCGUGUGGCAGAGAUGAAAGUCAAUUGGUUCAAAAACAGGGAUGAAAUGGUUUCUGCCCUGCCGAGGCUGCAGGAAACCCUGGAGGAGCACCUGGAGUCCCAGCGGCAGCUGCAGCACGUCUGCAGUAGUAACUCCAGCCUGCUGCAGCAGAAAUGUCUGCUGGAGGCCGCACUGCAGGACCAGCACCACUCACUACAUUCACUACAACAUAGGUACACGGAACACCAGAAGGUACUACAGGUGAGGAACAUGGUACAGGAGGCUAUCCAGGAGAAACUGAACGAGUGUGACCACUGGACAAAACAACACCAGUGGGCACUGGCUAUCCUGAAGGGUCCUCAGCUGUCACAACUGUGUUCAGAAGUGUCCACCAGACUGGACCUCGGUGUUCCCAGUUACGUUUCUGCCAUCAGUUUCCUACAGAAUGCCGGGCAGGGACAUACUGUUACACAGUGUGAGCAGGUGGAUAGUGAGCUGUCCCAGAUGCUGUACCAGAGACGUACUGUCCUGCACAGCUGUCUGGAGGUGCUGUCCACGUACAGCACGGUUGUUGCCCAGUUUCCAGAGAGCUACCGUGAACUGAACCGCUUCCACAGCUGGCACCACUGGUUACAGGAACUCAUCUGUGACUUCUCCUCACACAGGUGUCAGGAGAUCCUGUCGCUGUUUGAGUCCAGGUACGGAGGGAAGGACAUCGCCUCGCACACCCUGACAUCUCACCUGGUCUCCAACACUGAGUUCAAACUGCAGAGCUUCAUCACCGAGACAAACGCCAAACUGCUCAAGGUUCUGAAUCUGCUCUAUGAACGUCGCAGUCACGAGUGUCAUGAAAGCUCUUCAUUGGUCACAGCAGUAAAGGAUACCUCCUCCAACAUCCAACAGUUCAUCAUUGACAAUGGAGUGAGUGGUGUGUCCAGCCUGACGUGUGUGGUUGUCACAGCGCUGUGUGCACUGAACCGGCGCUGUCUUGUCAUGGAGGGGGCGGCUGCAGCUGCAGGUGACAGACUGAUGGACCUGACCUCUCGAGAUGGAGACUGGUUCCUGGAUGAACUGUGCAGUAUGAGUGGGAAUGUCACCCAGCUCAUCACUGUGCUCAAGGAACAUCCUCUGCUACAGUGUGCUGUGUCGGAGGUUGCCCAGAACAGCAUGAAUGCUGUUUUCACAGCACACAAGGUCUACACCAGCUUACAGGAGUUGAAUGGCAAUUUCCGGUCCAUCAUCCUCCCCGAGGCGAUGAAGCUGAUUCAGAGUGAGGACCCGUCAGCCAUGGCACUGCUGGACGGACUGGAGGGUCUGAUAGAGGAUACCAGGAUGCCACUAGAUGCACUAGUGUCAUCUCUACAGGUUCACCUGAGGAAGUUGACUGUAGGUCUGGAGGUUGAUGAUUACAACGAUGUCUUAGUCAUUGCGGAGACUCUGAGGCAGAAAUAUGAGAGACUUCUUCAUCCAGAGGAGACAGACACAGCAGAGAAUGGCUUGCGACCUGUGACCCCUAACAUGACCUCCGGCCAGAUGCUGCUGGUUGGGUUCAACGGCCUCUUCACUACUGUGGAGACUGAGCUGAGCAGCCUGCUGCACCUAUUGGACACCUUGCAGGUUCCAGCAGAGUGGCGUAAAGUUGACGUGGUACGUGAGGCGCGGGGGAUGCAGGCGUCGGUGUUCGGGGAGAUGACGACCCAGCUCCUGUGGGACAUCUUCCUGGUGAAGAGACUACAGGCCAUGCAGGAUUACUUCAACUUGUGCAAGAACAUGGCUGCAAGUCUAACAGCUACAACCUAUGACAGUACACCACCGUCCCCAGGCCUGCCCAACGGACACCUCAGCCCCUCCCACGCAGGGAAGGCCUCCCCGGACGGCCCCAUGCACCUCCACACAGACGACCAGCUGGUCAAACCCAUCAAGAGAUACAUCGCAGACUUUGUCAGACAACUGGUGAUUGGAUACCCGUCACAGUCGCUAGGCUACACACUGUGUACCUUCAUCAAUGCCCUUGGAGUGGACGUGGUGGCAGAGGUGAAUGCCAAGGAUGUCGGUGCUGAGUCCAGAGUGUCCAUCGACGACCUGGCCAAGCUGGCCGUUGAUCACAACCUGCGGACCAACAGCUUCACGCAGCCGCUGCUGGCUCAGGCCUCGGCGCUGACCAGCUCGCACGACAUCGCCUGGAGGAAGCACGACCUGGUCAGGCGUCUGGACAUCAACAUCAACCAGUGCAAGGCGUCGGUGCAGCGAGCACAGCUGCAGCUGGCCCGCUAUCAGUGGUACCACGAGGACACCCUGCUGCAGACGGUCCACCACAGCGGCAGCUCCUCACUGGUCGCACCUUCCCGGGCAUCCGUCAUGUCAGACCUUAGAAAGUACGUGCAGACGUUAGUUCAGCUGGACAGUGCUGUUGGGUCAGUACAAGAGAGAAGCACACAGCUGGAGGCAGGCAUCGCACAGAGGCUGAAGUGGGCGGCAGGAGCUAACCCCUCCCUACAGACCAUGCUGCUCGACUUUGAAGAGGCACAGAACAACAGGAACACUCUACUGAUGAAUGAGGGGCGACGUGCCAGUGACGUAUGUAAGCUGUGCAAUGCUGUCCUACACUUUGAGGCUCUGCGGACAAGGACACCAGAGGCCAUGCAGGCAGACGCGACCUUUCUGGCACUCAUCAGGAGGUGUGAAGAGAGCUCCCGUCUGUUGGAAUCCUGCACCACUACAGUUGCUGACAUGGAACAGGCUCUCAUACAGAUGUUGCCCCCCAGCCUGGAGCAGCCAAUCGGAGAGUCCUGGUUCCACACGUUACACCAGCUGGUGGUACAAGAGAUGUCUGUACAACAGAGCCGGGCUGCCGAACAGGAGAUGGGCGUGGAGACAACCAGGGAACAGCUGAAGUCAGAAGUGUCCUCUGUCAAGGGCAUCCUGACUGUUCACCACAAGCUGCUGUCAGAUGUGAAAAUCAUGCUCAAGUCCAUGGCUAAGGAGGAUGAAGCGAGCGAUGCUGACCAACAGGAGGAGAGCAGCAGGAUCCGACAGUUCAUGGGGGGUUACCGGACAUACUCGGAGAUGUUCACCUCCCUCCUCAUGAACAUACUGCAAGGCUGCUCUGGGGAGGAGAGCGCAUCCCAGCUGUCCCAGGUCGGACCCACCAUCACAUUCCUUAUCGACCAGACACACAUGAUCUAUGACGAGCUGGUGAGCUUUGCUACUCCCUUGGUGACCAGCAGAGAAACCACAGAGGCACAGACUCCAUUUGCUACUGUAGCAACAAGUCAGAAGAAGGCAGACCGUAACAGUUCCCCCGGGCCGUCAGGCAGGACAGUGUCGCUUCUCCGGAAGGACUCCCGAACAUCCGGGACCCCGCCUGGCUUCGGCAAGGGACCAGGCACGCCCAAGAAGACCGCAGCUGCCAUACGCGAUCCCAGAACAGGGAAAGCUCUCCAGGAAAGGAAUUCCUACGCCGUGAGUGUGUGGCGACGAGUGAAGGCGAAGCUGGACGGACGUGAUAUAGACGCCUCUCGGAGGAUGCCCAUUGCUGAGCAGGUGGACUUUGUGAUCAAGGAGGCUACCAGCACGGAGAACCUUGCCUUGCUUUAUGAAGGAUGGACGCCGUGGGUGUGAUGUCACAGAAGAAGGACGAAGCUAGGACGAAUCAGUAAAAACGAAGCCCGUCAUCACCGUCGGUCACGCUCGGGAUGGCGCAAACCUCGAACGCAGUCAGUGCAUAAAGGUAGAGGACCCGUGGAUCGCCUAUCUUUAUAGACUGCUUUGUACGCACGACCGAAAUAUGGAAGACUGGAAAAGCAAAAAACGGCCAACCGUGCCACACAGGGUUGGUCCGACGCCCACCGUGGGCAGUGCACUUCAUAGCUUUCUCUAGAAAGGGUCGUGUUGAUACUAUGAGAUCUCGUGUCUUAAGUUUCUGGCUUGCGGCGCUCAAAGCUUCCUCCUGUCCGAAGUUCGCCGCUUCAGAGGGGGAGGGGGAGUCGCCAAUCGGGGUUUUGAAAGAUCAGUUCAAGAUAUACUAUACCCAGGACAAGCAAGCUCUCUAGGUAUAAAAGCUGAAUCGAUGUGUGGGAGGUCCAUGUCCUUUGGGGGAAAACUAGGCAAGUAUGACCCCUGGGUAAACACACGGCUGUACUUUGAAGGUCAGUUUCUGCGGUAUUGUCGUCACCCAAAGCCUAUCAAGUGCUGUACAGCACUGCAUAGAAGUCUCUUAGUUAGGAGGGAACUAACAUGAAAAGGGAGUCUUAAUCUGUAAAUCAGACAUAGUCCCAACCUGUACUCCUCUAUCCAUUGUUAGUGAUAGCCUGAAGACCCUUCUUACUUUUACGUUAAGUGUUCUUCACAUUAUAUACUAUGAUAGUGAUGCUGUAUGAUAUCUCAGCUGGUCAUACCUAGAAUGUGUGUAGGCUUCCUACUGUAGGCUACAUUUUCUCCAGAGGGUUUAUUCUUCAAUUGUUUUGUUACUUUCUUUGUUCACUCCAAUUAUUAUACCUCUUGAAAAAAAAGGAAGAAAGUGUAGCUUUUUUAAGGUAAGGGCUGUGAAAAGCAGAUGCACUGCAUGAUUCAAUAUAGAAACUUCUUGCUGUCACUACUGCUUAUCUGUGCUUUUUUAUAUACGAUAUAUACAGUAGUAGUUACAACUUCAUUUAUAUAGAAGUAAUAUUAGCAGUAACUCUUACCUAGUACCUAUUUCAUGUAAGUGUAGGAGUUAUGUAUGUACCAUAGUGAUGUUUAUGUUGAUUUUGUAUGUGAGUACACAUUGGCACACAUAGAAAUUACCUACAGAAUGCAGAUAAUUUACAUCAACUUCUACAAAAGUCACCAUCUAGUAAGAUUCAUCUAUAGAGAGAAAACUAUGGCAUGCUUGACUCCACUCCAGAGGUGUUGCCAAAAACUCCAGGCAAAGUGUUACAGUACAGGUUAGCUGUAGGAUUGACUUUGAAGGAAUAAAUGUUGGUCAUAUUAAGGAAAUAGAUGCUCUGGCCAGUCCUUUAUUCCAUGUCAAAGUAUCAAAGACAGGAGUCAGAUAUGUAAUACAUAGACCUGUGUUGGAUACACUUUUCAAAAGAAGCACUCUCGAGAAAGAUACAGGGAUUGGAUGCCGAGAAAAAGGAAAGACGUCAGAAGAAGGAAAAGUAACUUAGGUCCCAUAGCCCACCUACCAUUUAAUUUGCACAAUGUAUGUAAACCAGCUUGCAAGGUCAAGUCAGUUUUAAACCAGUUUAGCUUUUCCUUCCAACUUGAAAGUCACCUGACUGUUGCCCAAUGAAAACUAAGACAGUUUUGCAUUCUUAGUUCUCAUUGGAUGAUAGUCAGAAUGACUGUAUCAGCUGUUGUAAAGUGUACAGAAUAUUGUACCUAUUGCUAACGAUAAACCUACACUGUAUAAAAAACAUGUACAUACACUUUUCUUUACCCAAGAUUUUGGCUCAUUGCUUUUCUAUGUGUCAGGCUUCCGAACGAUCAAAGGACAGGAGAAAGAUGUGAGAGAAGAAAUGGGGAAUUCUAAAGGCAAAAACAGGGUAA
Messenger RNA from Branchiostoma belcheri (Belcher's lancelet), 13132 nucleotides. RefSeq names its product serine/threonine-protein kinase SMG1-like. Gene Ontology annotation, molecular function: protein serine/threonine kinase activity; protein binding. The record is from RefSeq and is a predicted model, not a curated record. Gene Ontology annotation, biological process: nuclear-transcribed mRNA catabolic process, nonsense-mediated decay; DNA damage checkpoint signaling; protein phosphorylation. Lineage: Eukaryota; Metazoa; Chordata; Leptocardii; Amphioxiformes; Branchiostomatidae. Gene Ontology annotation, cellular component: nucleus.